CGCUUCACCUCGACUCUUCAACGACCAGACUUGGCCUUCUGAUCUAUCGCUUAGCACACCUGAGAAACAACCCCAACGGCGUGAACAGCACUAACACCGCCUGUCUCUUCAACAAGCUGUUCUCUCCUGGUCCGGCAACCGCCAAUGCAAUUUGGCAGGGCAGAAAAUUCUGUCAUCCAUACAACACAGUAUUAGUGUACCUAAAUAGAGCCUGAAGCGCCUAUGAGAGACACGCGCGCCCCGUCUCUCUCGUUAAGAAUAGCAGUGUUCCUCGUCCGUUCUUGUCAGUGUCCAUCAAUGAUCGCCCAUCCUUCGGGCUUCACUCUCCUUCACACAACAAUCGAGUCCAAUCGAAUCGCCGUCUCCAUCACACUAAUGCCCAUCACUCCAGAGCAUGGCUCGCCGCCAGGAGAUCUGGGCGUCGUCUUUACGCCUCAUGUAAGCCGAGGACUGCCACACUGUGUGUCGUGAGGCGACCUGGGCAUUUAGGUCAACGCUGGUGAGGCACUGAAGAAAUCUCACUUUGUCCUUACACCAGGGCCUUGAAUCGCAAAACGGCCUGGUGUCUCAACGUCUUGCCGCCCGCCCCCAUUGGUUUCUCACACCCCAAAUCAAUUAGCAUCAUUGCAUGCCUGUGUGUCGUGUCUUGUCUGCUUCCUGACAGGCUCCAGAUAGAUGGCUGCCCAGGCGCGAAAGUUGCCAGCCAGUCGCUGCAUGAUGGAUCUGUGGCGUACUAGUUGGUGUUGUAAAAGCGCUUCCUUCCCCGCGACUCCCUUGCCUGUGUCAUGUUGAUGGACAAAAUUUUAGUAGAAAACCAUGAGGUGCUCCUAUUCAACUCCCUUUUGGCUAUACUUCUAAUCUCGGACUCGAAACAGCAUCACAGGGAGGGGGGGUGCAUCGGGUACUUAUCCUCUAUUGUGUUGCCCCCUCCUUCUGAUGGGCAUGCCUGGAUUCGUGGUCGGCAUGGGCCGGGCUGAAGCAGGAUAUCCAAGUCAGCAGUCUCGUACCGAAAUAUUUGUUACACACAGCCGACCCAAGACAGUUUCUUUUUGGAACCCUCACUACUGGCGGUGCCGAUAACAGCUUAGUGCGUCUCCAGCAAUGCACGCUGCUACCUAUUACGAGAAGCACGAGCUGUUGACUUAAGUACCUUCCUCCUCAGUGGGUUGAUAAACAUGGCUCGUCUUCUGCAAGUCGCAACGCUGUGACCCUAGUCCUAGGUGCAGUAUCCAGUAGAGUCAUGAACGAGGUCCUUGAGCGGCGGGAUGUGGGUAAGUGAGCCUGGGGUUAGCCAGUUUUCGGAAAUCUGGGAUUCAUGAUAGCGAGCAAGGGAUGGGGAAUCAAAACUGAUUGCACGUGAAAUAUAUGACAUCGGAUAAACCGAUAAGAUAAGUCUUUUUGGCCUCCGUGGACGGAUCAACCACCUCACCAGCCUCAGUAGGGCUGAGCAGCCAGACGAGGCUGAAGCCUGGGUCCUUGACUUGGAAGGCGCGCUGGAGCAACCUGGGGGGUCCAAGCUCUCAAUUAUUCCAGCGCAAGUCUGAGCAGCGGCGACUGAAAUUUGCCUGGGCUAGGACGCCUUCUGUCAACUUUCACAUAUCUUUUCUUCGAUCAUCUAGGAACCACGUCCCGACUUCGAUUUAAACAGACGUGGGGUUCUACGUCUGUUUUCGGGUUUAAGUCUGGCCGGUUGACGCUAGCCAGCACAACGCGCCCCCAAGAUCCCUAUCGGACACGACGUGACUUUCAACACGCGCUGCGACUUGCACUCCUGGCUACUUGAAGAUGAGCAACUCAAUGCGAGAUUUCGUCGAUGGCGAGGCUGAGAUCGACGAUGAGGAUGAGGAGUCCAUAGACGAAGACGUGGUUUCUUCGCGCAGAAGGAAUGCGGCUCCGGAGGAUUCUUCUGAAGAGGAAGAGGACGACGAAGACGAGGAGGAGGCGCGUAAAAUUCGCGAAGGAUUUAUUGUGGAUGAGGACGAAGAGGAGGAAGAAGGUGAGGACGAGGAUGCCCACGAACGAAAGCGAAAACGAGAGCACCGCGACAGAGAAGAGGAAGAGCAGCUAGAUGAGGACGACUUGGAGCUAAUCGGAGAACAAAUCGAACGCCGUGCACCCACACAGCCUAAGUUCAAGCGUCUCAAACGGGGCCAUCGCGACGAAGAUGACCGUGGCCCGGAGCGACGCGGCUUGGAGGACAUGUUUUCUGAUGACGACGAAGAAGCCAACGAGUCUCGACCCUACAACCGCUCCAACUACCGAUCACAAGCCGAUGAAUUCGACGACUUUAUUGAAGAAGACUACCCGGAAGACGAAGACGAACGCGCGCGCCAACUUGAAGAUGCCGAGGUUGCCCGACCUCGUGACAAGGGUGUGGGAGGUGUCGUCGAUACCGCUGGUCUUGACAAAGACGCUUUGGAGGAUAUGGAGGCCAUCUUCGGAAACGGAGAAGACUAUGACUGGGCUCUUCAGAUGGAGGACGAAGAAGAAGAUCGUGAGCGCGAGGAGCAGGUCAUUGAGCUCAAAGAUGUCUUCGAGCCGUCGCAACUCAAGGAGAAGCUCUUGACCGACGAGGACAACCAGAUCCGGUUUACGGACGAGCCUGAAAGGUUCCAGCUGGAUCGGAAGCCCUUUAAGCACUUGCAAAUCAGCGCUGAGCAAUUCAAGGAAGAGGCUCGGUGGAUUGCGGGCCUGAUGUGGCCCAAAAAGCUACUCCAAUCCGAGCUGCAUGGACCUUUCACUAAGGCCAUCGGCAAGGUUCUGGAGUUCUUCGUCGUCGAUGACGUGGAGGUCCCCUAUGUUUUCCAGCAUCGCAAGGACUAUCUGAUUCACGCGAAGAAGACGAAAAACCCAGACCACCGCGAUGAUCCCGACGCCCCUGAGUGGAUUGUUAGUGCAGACAAAUUGCUCACCCAGGACGAUCUGUGGCGCAUCCUGGAACUCGACAUCAAGUUCCGGUCGCUCAUCGAGAAGCGGAAUGCUCUGGAGAAGACGCUCGAGAACCUCAAGUCGACUUCGAGCUUCAAGGACGCCGUGCUCGAGGACAUGAUUCCUCAGGCUGCAACAAUGGAGGAACUGCAAGACCUUCAAGACUACCUUCAUUUCCAGUACGCCUCCGAGCUCAAGGACAUGUCCUCGAUCAACGGCAAUGGUAGUCAGAUGAAGCGCCCAGGCUCAAAAUCAAAUCUUUUCGACAGAGUCAGGCGGAGCAAGGCCUUCGGUUUCGUCCGCGCUUACGGUAUCACUCCGGAUCGGUUCGCCCAAAACACGCUUCGCGAAGGGAACAAGGUUUGGGCCGACGACGACAGCCAACUUCCCGACGAUCUUGCCGACUCUCUUACCGAUGAGGAGUUUCAAACUGGCGAUACAGUCAUGUACGCUGCUCGCCAAAUGUACGCAGAAGAACUCUUCGUCAACCCUCGUAUGCGCAAGCAUUUCAGGGUCAACUUUUACCAAAUGGGCGAGAUCAGUUGUCGUCGGACAGAGAAGGGCUUGAAGAAGAUUGAUGAAUCGCACCCGUUCUAUGAGGUCAAAUAUCUCAUCAAUCAAACCAUUGCCGAUGUCGCUCGCCAGCCGGAUCUAUAUCUCAAGAUGAUGAAGGCUGAAGAGGAGGGCCUCAUUGAGGUCAAGCUUACAUUGGAGAACGACGAUGGGUUCAAGCGCCAAUUGCGCCAGGAGUUCAUCUCAGACAACUACAGUGAGCUCGCUGAUCGCUGGAACGAGGAACGCCAAAAGGUCCUCGACCUUGUCGUCCCCCGCUUGUCCAAGAUCAUCGCCAAGGGUGUCAAGGAGUCGCUUCGCACUGCCUGCCAGGAGGAGGUCCUCAAAACCUGCCGUGAGGAAUACUCCAAGAGGCUCGACCAAGCACCGUACAAACCCAAGGGCAUGAUUCUGGGCACGGUGCCUCGCAUCAUCACUUUAUCCAACGGCAUGGCGGAUCCAGCUCGUGACCCCACAUGUUGGGCCUCGGUUGAGGAAGACGGCCGGGUCAUUGAGCAGGGCAAACUGGGCAAUCUGGCUCGUGACGAACGUGCUCGUGAAGAGUUUGUUGAGAUUGUCAAUAGACGCCGCCCUGAUGCCAUUGGUGUGAGCGGGUGGUCCGCCGAUACCCAGAAGCUCGUCAGAGACUUGGAGAGCUUGAUCAGCGAGAAGGGCCUGAUGGGGCCCGAGUUCGAUGACCCUGAGCUUGGCGAGUACCGCACCGAGCCGCUCGAAGUAAUUGUUGUGAAUGACGAAGUGGCUCGUCUAUACAAGGACAGUCCUCGAGCGGUCGCCGAGCACCCUACCCUCAGUUCCCUCACAAGAUACUGCAUUGCCUUGGCUCACUACAUGCAGAACCCGCUCAAGGAGUAUGCGGCCCUCGGAAAGGACGUCACUUCCCUGGCUUUCCAUCCCUGUCAAAACCUGCUGCCACAAGAGAAGUUGCUCAAGCACCUUGAGUCGGCAAUGGUCGACAUGGUCAAUCUCUGCGGUGUAAACAUUAACGAGGCCGUGGGCGACUCCUAUACGGCUAACCUGCUACCGUAUGUCGCGGGUCUCGGUCCCCGAAAAGCCACGAGUGUUAUCAAAGCCAUCAAUGCAAACGGCGGAGCCGUCAGCAGCAGAGACGAGCUUGUCGGCGACCCCGACAGCGGAAAGCUUCCGGUGGUGGGCCCCAGAGUGUGGAACAACUGCGCCAGCUUUCUGUUCAUCGACUACGACGCAACGAAUCCCACCUCGGACCCUCUCGACAACACUCGUGUUCAUCCCGAGGAUUACGAGCUGGGCCGCAAGAUGGCAGCUGACGCUUUGGAACUUGACGAGGAAGAUGUUAAGGCGGAGACUGAUCACAACGGUCCUGGGGCUAUUGUCCGCAAGCUGUUCAAGGAAGACGAACAGGAGAAAGUUAACGAACUCAUCCUGGAAGAAUACGCAGAGCAACUCGAGCGGAACUACAGCCAGAGGAAGCGCGCCACACUUGAAACCAUCCGCGCUGAGCUUCAGGCGCCGUACGAAGAGUUGCGCCGCAACUUUGCACCUCUUGGACCUCACGAUAUAUUCACCAUGUUCACCGGUGAGACGAAGGAUACUCUUGCUCAAGGCAUGAUCAUCCCUGUCAACGUACGCGUAGUUAAAGACGAUUUCGCUAUCGUCAAACUGGACUGCGGCAUAGAGGGCCGUAUCGAGUCACACGAUGGUCCCGACGGCGUACGAGUCAGGGGUCUUUUGACAAAUGGGCAGACGGUGCAGGCCAAGGUUCUCGAGAUAAAUUACAAAGACUUUCUUGCCAAGCUCUCUGCGAGAGAUGCCGAGGUCAAACGACCGUAUAAGCGCCCGCUGUACCAUGGCCAUGGGCAGUGGGACGAGAGGCUGGAGGCGGCGGACAGGGAGGAGCUCCGCGAAAAGGACAAGAGUACUGGCCGCACUCAGCGAGUCAUCAAGCACCCUCUGUUCAAGCCUUUCAACGGUUUAGAGGCAGAGCAAUGGCUCGGCACCCAGGCCGCUGGCGAGGUUAUUAUUCGUCCCUCCUCAAAGGGUAAUGAUCAUCUAGCUAUCACCUGGAAGGUCGCCGAUGGUGUCUUUCAGCACGUUGAUGUCCUUGAGCUCCAAAAGGAGACCGAGUUCUCCGUUGGCAAGCUGCUGAGGGUCGGCGGCAAAUUCACCUACAAGGAUUUGGACGAGUUGAUCCAUGAGCACAUAGAGGCUAUGUCAAGGAAGGUGGACGAGAUGAUGCAGCAUAAGAAGUUUGAGAAGCGGUCCAAGACGGAUCUCGAGAAAUGGCUCACCACGUACAUGGAGGCCAACCCUGACCGCUCCGACUACGCUUUCUGCAUCGACCCUAAGCACCCCGGCUACUUCUGGCUCUGCUUCAAGGCCAGUCGCUCAUCGCGUGUCAACUCGUGGCCCGUCCGUGUCAUUCCCGGCGGUUUUGAGCUGCUCAAGCAGGCUUACCCCGAUAUGAGAGCGCUAUGCAACGGCUUUAAGAUUCGGUACCAGACGGAAAUCACCAAGAUGCAGAAGGGCGGUAGAUAGGCUCCUGUUCAUGGCAUGCGGAAUUCCCAUGGGUCCGGAGAUCUUCCCGGAAUGAGAAAUUACGACAACGGCGGCUUGUCGCUCGGGAGCUACUACUGAGCUGGACAACAAAACAGUGCAGAGAUUUGGUUAUGAAGGAACGGAAGAAAAAACCAGUCAGGGCAGAAAAAAGGGCCGUUCUGUAGUGAGUGAGCGGAAAUGGAGUGUUUUAUUUAGCAAUUCCUUCGGUCUCCUAAAAUUUCAAUGGGAGCAGAAGGGGGAGUCGAGCAGCAUCAUUCGUUCAUGUAGAUUAGUAAAAUCGGCCCUCGAAGACCAAAAAGCCAUUAGACAAAAACCUGGACCCCCAUGACGGCAGCGACCAUCCAACUCAUUUUUGCCUCA
Colletotrichum destructivum is the source of this 6393-nucleotide messenger RNA. RefSeq names its product Putative tex-like protein, HTH domain superfamily. Gene Ontology annotation, cellular component: transcription elongation factor complex. The transcript is spliced from 4 exons. Gene Ontology annotation, biological process: transcription elongation-coupled chromatin remodeling; nucleosome organization; transcription elongation by RNA polymerase II. NCBI's taxonomy places the organism in Eukaryota, Fungi, Ascomycota, Sordariomycetes, Glomerellales, Glomerellaceae. The coding region runs from base 1786 to 6012 and encodes 1408 amino acids. The record is from RefSeq and is a predicted model, not a curated record. Gene Ontology annotation, molecular function: nucleosome binding; DNA binding; histone binding.